AUGUCGUCGCUGAGAGGCGGCCAGGUAUAUGCUCGCGCCGAUGACUAUGAUGAGAUCUACAGUCAACCGUCAGCAAAGCCGACCGGUCUGCGUCCUCGCAAGGUGACACCAUUCAGCGACCCUCCUAUCUCUCACGUCCCUAGAUAUCCUGUUCUCGUCAACUCCUAUCACCCUGCUGGCAGGUCGUGCACUGCUGUUGUUGGAUGCGCACAGUCAUCACCUCUGAACCCUGCUUCAUCCGCAGACAAGCCCAGAAAAAGACGCUGGAUCAGCAGUGCCUCAAAACAUUUUGGCUUCACAAAGUCGCGGGAGAAGAUGGAGCCAAAACACGGGACCAAAGAUGCCGCGAAAGCCUUGGUCUCACGCAGAAACAACUCGCCUUCCAAACUUACUGGCCAGUCGCUCCCCUCUUCACAAUCACCCAACCCUGGCGACCGAACCAAGCCUCUACCUCGUCCAAGUCCGUCCGAUAAACCCUUACCGAGUCUUCCAGUAGCAGCAGUCAAGUCUGGCUCCCCUGUCCGCAGAUCUCUUAUUGACUGCACAGAACGGCCCCUGCGCCGAUCUCUAUCGCCUGCCGAAGGUCAAAAUCCCAAGGAGGAUUGGCCAACGAUGGAACCAUCAAAAUCUGGCGCGGUCCCAGUCCGCCACAAAGAGACAGCGUCCUAUUCGAAACCAAGCCUGGGCGAGAGCUUCAUAGAAGGCAUUCGCGGAUUAACCAUUGACGAUCAUGGAGAAGAAGAGCCUCAGCCCCCUGCGAAGGUUCAGUUCUCAACUCCAGAUGUUGCUCGAAAUGCUGGCAAGGCGACGAGCAAAGUCUCUGCCAGCCUUGCCACCCUCGGCGUUCCGGCAAACCCUUCAGAUCGACCACUCUCUUCGAGCCAACUCCCUAAGCCGAGAGACUCCAUGCUUGAGUCACUGGCACGUCAUGUUGACACUCCCACUGUUCGCCAGACCAAGACCUCGGCAAUGCGACUGCGUCGUUCUAUCGGCAAGACUGCGUGGGGAUCUGGUGAAAAGAAACAAGAGAAAGACGGUCGUCUCCAUGCGAUCCGAGAAAAGACACAGUCUCCGUCGGUGGCAAAAGCCAGACAGGUAUCUCCAGGUGGCCCUUUCCGUUCGACCUCGCGUGGUCGUCAUGCCGUCACGGCUCGGGGCUCUCCAUACACAAUUCCGCCUCAUGUCAGUGCGAGGUUGAACAAGGCUCUGCCAAAUAUCGAGGACGAUACAAAAAUUGGUCGGACUACACCCGUCACACCACCUACCAACAUACAACAUUCACGCGGCCGCGUGGACGAGGUCACUCAGACAUCCAUCACCUCCAAACGCACAGCCCGUCAGAGUUCGAUCCCUUUGCCAAGCCGGGGUAACCAGUCAGCACGCAGCUGGAAUAACAACGGCGCAGAUAACGGUAGUCGUGACCCAACGCUGGACGAAGAUACGAGUGCACGAUGGGAAGAUCAUGGUGAAAAUGAGCCAUUGGCGAAUGCCAAUGCUACUAGCACGGCUAGUACGCCCCAGUUGAACGUACUGGACACUCGUGAAGAGGUUGCCGCUCAGGAGGCUAAACUUUUGAGCAUGAAAGAAGUCUUGUCUACACCAGCUCCCUACGACGUUGAGUCUCUUCCAGAAAGCGAGGCUUCUGGUGCUACUGUCCAUGGCUCCGACCCUCUUGGAGGCUUCCGCGUCAGACGUGUACGGAACACUCCUACGGGAGGACCAACACUCCGCAUUACUGAUUCAGCGUCACGCGUACUCCUAGGCGAGGAGGACGAACCCAAGUUUACCGAGAGCGGAGACGCAAACGUCACUUUGAGAUACAAGGCAAGCUCCCCUGAUCUCCAUCAGUCCGCUGUUGUCAAAGAACAUUCUCGACGAUCCAGUGGGCUUUUGGCACGGCCUCUUUCAUUCGCCCGAAGCAUUACGGAGCGAUCGCAGACCCCUGGCAAGGAAUCACAAGAUGAAGAAACUCACAAGCUCAUCGACGAAGACCAUUUUGAUGGAGGUGCACUGCCCGCGGAACUGCCUGGCGGUGAUGUUGAGGAUGAAAAGCAGCCGUCUGUCGAGUCUCAGACUUCUCUUGAUGUUGUGGAGCCCACUACAGAAGACCUCCCUGCGGCGCGUGGCAGUUCCAGCCUCACCCAUGGUGACUGGCCCUGCAAAGAUUUCGCCGAUUUCAAGCUCUGUGACGAUGCUCCGCCAGUACUUCCGGACGAGAAGGAUUCUGCCCUCCCCACUGCUCCAGGGAGGAGUAAACCGUCGUCUACCCAGACUUCCAUCCGCUCAAGACCAUCCACCAUUGUCCUGCGUCAAGCACCCACCAAAGAAGUAUCACCAUUCCUCUUCCAGGAUCUCGAGCAGGAAAAGGCGAGCCAGGAGAGAUAUUUGCAAGACUUCAUGGACAAAACCAAAAGCCGAGAGAGUAGUGUGAUACCAAGCUCCAGUUUUCCUCCUCGGACUUCGUCACGAAAGCCCAAGCCACCACCGAUCAUAGUCUCUUCUCCGGAGCAAGGGCUGCCACCCAACUUCUUCUCGUCCCAAGCCGCGAGAGCAUAUGGAGGUGACCCAAGAGUGAAUCGAAACGUUAAGGAUGUUCGGGCAUUCUCUCAGAACAUGGAUCCAAAAUCCGAGUCUUCCAAGGCGAAGAAGGUAUCGCAAAAACUAUCUUAUAGUCCCUCUUCGAGCAGUAAGAAGGUCAUCUCGAACAUCCGAGGGCUGUUUCACAAGCGGUCGAUCGAAUCCACCACAAGCGUCAACGCGGCUGCUUCUGAAAAUAUGUUUAAUGGCCAACCUCGUCUCCAAGGUUCUAUGCGUCGCAAGCCAGUCCCGGAUCCCAAAUUGUCUAACCCCUUAUCGUCGAACAAUCAAGGACUGGCUGGACAAGGUAUGAAUAGCGUUCAUCACACCUCCAACUUAGGAAUGCAACCUGUCAUACGCAACCCGUUCAUCAGCCCUACCACUCCGUUCACCGCUACGGCCAGACCGUCCCCGGAUCCGAGAUCGCCAUCUCUAGCAAAGAUUGCAUCUCCGCCUUUACUGUCCCCCUCAUCCAGCUCGCCUGGCAGCUCGCCUUCUCUGUCUACAGCAACAGGUUUGACACACACCCUUUUGGACCUUGCCCGAGCGGAGGCCAGCCCUCGACGCAAGGCAUCUCUCAUUGAGCUCUCCAAAUGCAUGGUUGAAGUGGUCAAUGCGGCGCGAGAUGCCGAGAAAGCCAUGGAGAAGGCCAAGAUGGAGGCAGCACGAGCAGAGGUCUCUUGGCUCAAGGUGCAGAGAGAGGUCGGUACUAUUGAACGCGCUGUCAGUGGACUCUUGGGACGAAAUGGUGAAUUAAAGUCGGAGAAGAACUGA
Capronia coronata CBS 617.96 is the source of this 3351-nucleotide messenger RNA. RefSeq lists its product as uncharacterized. Lineage: Eukaryota; Fungi; Ascomycota; Eurotiomycetes; Chaetothyriales; Herpotrichiellaceae. The coding region runs from base 1 to 3351 and encodes 1116 amino acids. The record is from RefSeq and is a predicted model, not a curated record. The transcript has 2 exons.